Mugil cephalus (flathead mullet) is the source of this 2390-nucleotide messenger RNA. Its product is annotated as ras association domain-containing protein 1-like. Gene Ontology annotation, cellular component: microtubule cytoskeleton; nucleus. Lineage: Eukaryota; Metazoa; Chordata; Actinopteri; Mugiliformes; Mugilidae. The transcript has 7 exons. The record is from RefSeq and is a predicted model, not a curated record. The coding region runs from base 306 to 1403 and encodes 365 amino acids. Gene Ontology annotation, biological process: Ras protein signal transduction.
ACAGAUGGUUACGGUGUCAUGAAGGAGCGCACCGCUGUCACACUUGAUGUUACCGUUACAUAUAUGUGAAAAAAAAAGAAAAGAGAAAGAAGCAGGACUUGGCGUUUCGUUUGCAGUAAUCAGCCGGAGAUGAUCGAUUGUUUCCAGAGAUGCAGUCACCUCCGUUAGUUACUUGAAAACAGUGAAGAGAUUUGCGGAAAGUUUUUCUGCGCGGAUGGAAGGAGUCCUGAGACAAAGCGGUUGCCACGGGGCUGGUUUCACCCCCGUUUCGUGAUAAUGGAGGAAGCCCGGCUCUGAGUGACUCAAUGUCUUUGGGGGAGCUCAUCGAGCUCCGCGACCUGAGGUCGAGCGGAGAGGAGAUAGAGCUGACUGGCUCACAUUCGCCAUGCUCGCCUCCACGCCUCGAGAGAACAAACGCCCUGAGGAUCAACGCGGGAAAGGUCCCGGACCUGCUCAGUCGGGUGGGCAUCAUCCGAGUCCUGAGCAGCUCCCAGGACCCCCAGCUCCCAGAGGAGAAAGGAGAGGGACACAACUUUCAACCCUGCAGCCACGCUCAACCCACGUGGUGUGACCUGUGCGGAGACUUCAUCUGGGGCCUUUACAAGCAGAGCCUGCGGUGUGUCAACUGCAGAUUCGUAUGCCACUAUCGCUGUCGGGCCCAGAUUCGGUUGGACUGCAGCUGGGAACGAGGCUCUGCCGCUGAAAACACAUGUGUUGUGGAGCACACCAUAGAAACUGACACAAACGUGGAUGAACAAGUUGAAAAAGGCAAGCAGGAGUGGACCACUGCAGAUAUCCAGCAGAAGGUGAAGGAAUACAAUUCCAAGAUCAACAGCAAUCUGUUCAUGAACAUGAACAAGGAUGGGUCCUACACCGGAUUCAUAAAAGUUCAGUUCAAGCUGGCACGACCUGUGUCCGUUCCAUCUUCGAAGAAACGAGGUAACGAUGCUGGCGGGAGGGGCGCAAGUGGUGUGAAGCGCCGCACCUCGUUCUACCUGCCGAAGGACGCGUCCAAGCAUUUGCACAUAAGCUCACGCACCUCCGCUCGUGAGGUCAUCGAGGCUUUGUUGAAAAAGUUUACCGUUGUGGACAAUCCUGGCAAGUUUGCUCUGUUCGAGCGCAGCGAGCGUCAUGAACAAGUUUAUGUUCGCAAGCUCUCUGAUAGCGAGCGCCCUCUCCGUCUGCGUUUGACUGCUGGGCCCAAUGAAAAAGUCCUCAGCUUUGUGAUCAAAGAGAACGAAACCGGUGAAGUCAAUUGGCAUGCCUUCUCCAUGCCCGAGUUAAAGAACUUCCUGCGCAUUCUGCAGCGUGAAGAAGAGGAACAUGUUAAGCAGAUAGUGCAGCGAUACGCUUUGGCUCGUACCAAGAUGCAGGAGGCUCUGGCUGGCUCGACCCCCGGCUGACACGACUCCGCGCUGUGGGUUCAACAUGCACCUCUUGGCUGGACAAUCACCCUAAGAUGACCAGUCAUCGCUGCAUCCAAAGAUCCCAGAGAAUACAACUCAAAACGCCUCUUCGGUGACCGAGAGAGUGAGACAGGGCGCAAGACAUUGAGAGAGAGAAAGAGCUAGCGCGAAUGUGCGUGUGAAAUGAUGCGAGAGAUGAGAAGUGCCUUACACCUGGAGAGUCUGAUGUGCCUGAGAGAAUGAGUUGAGAGAAAUGGAGACUGGCAGAUGAGACGCUGGUUGUAUCCAGUAACGUCUAUAGCUAUUGGGUGCCAUUUGAUUAUCCUGUACCUCAGCAAAUUACAGUUAUUAUUUUUGGCCUUUCCAGAAAAAAAUAACACCUGUUUCAAUUAUACUUUUGUAGAAACAAUGCUUUAGUAUAAUUCAGCUGAAAAUCAACAUCCAGAAAAACAAAGAUUGGUCAAAACAUCACUGCCCUUUUAUUUUCAAUCAGUUACUUGAAUCCAAUAUUUUGACAACCAACCAUUAAAAAAACAUGUUUCUUCACCUCAUUGACAUUUUCCAUAAUUUUACCCUAUUACUUAAAUACAGUUAUUGCUGGAAGGUAUUUGGAUUUUCAUUUGACCUGUGCUCAGAAGUCUGCCAUGUCCUCUCUAUACCCCUGAUGGGUGCAACUCUUUUAAUUCACUGUCCAUUUGAGUAUGACUGAUGUAUGGACAUUUGUAUGCUACUAUGAGUGUCGGAGCGAGCAGUGUCAGAGUCACUCUGUUUGACUGGAGUCCUGAAUGAAUAUUGCCGUACGUGUGUUUCACUGGAAACCGCUUGCCAUUCCUUAUAUCUUUGUUUUUCCUGUCCUUGAAAUGUUUUGUCUUCUGUUUAUCAAUCCACUUCCAUUGUAUAUGUCUAUGCACAAAUUUACAUGUUGGAGCAUUGUUCAUCUUUGACAAAAGUGCACUGCGUUUAGUAAAGAUCUUUUGAAGAAUA